AUGUCUAAUGGUAAUAUUUUGGAUCUUAUUAAUAACGUAGCAUCUAGUCGAAUAAAUGUACAUAGUCUUUCUUCACAGUCAGAAGAGAAGACAUUUGUAUAUUCAAGGGCUGAGCUAAUGAGAAUUAAGGAAACUCCUGCAUCAAAUGAGAUACCUGAUUAUUUGUCAAAAGAUUUUAUUGAUGAAAAAGGUGUCUUUAGCGUGGAAAAUUGGAUGGAUCAUAUCUGGGAAGUUAAUGGAAUUACUAAUAAAAAUGAAGGAAAAUUAAAGAAACCGAGAACGUUUAUCAAAAAAGACGAUCAUUCUAAUUUUGAUACUGUUGCAAAUAUUCUUUCUCCACAACGUAAAGGCUUCUCAGGUGGUUGUAGAGCCGCUUCACCUGAAAGUACAAUUCAAGACAAAAGCAAGUCAUCUGGAUUUAAUUCUAACAAAUUUAAGUCAUCUCAUGACUCUUUUGGUAAGGCAAGUCCUUUGGUUGGUUCUGACUCAAGACGUUUGACAAAAGAAUAUCCAAGAAUGUUGGAUAAAGAUACAUUUGGAAGAGGAAAGAGUUGGAAUACUUCGGAUUCUUUUAAGCCUUCAUUUGCUAGAAAUAACAGUUCAAGAAUAAAACAUUCUGAUCGUAGUCAAAGUGAUGAAGAAGUUCCUGAAUGGUUAGAUGAUGAAUGUGAUCUUAAUGCUGACUUUGAAUUGAGAGGUUUUGACGAGGAUGAUGACUUUUUCAGUAAGAAGAAUCGUAAUAAAAAAGGUAAAAAGGAAUCGGAAGCUGAUAUUAGGUCUCGUUCCGGUAGUGUGUUAUCUUCUAGAACGGGUCAUAUUUCUGGGGAAGGAAAAGAUGGUCCUAGUAAUGAAACUGUCAAUGAAUAUCUCCUGAGACUUCAAAUAGAUGAGGACAAAAAGGAUAAUAAGUGUGGAAGUGGAUUGGCAGGUUCUCGAUUGUCCAAAUUUUUUGUAAGCAAUAUAGAGAAACAACAAACAAAUUCACCAUCACCUAUUGAAAUUAUGAGAACUGACAAUCCUAUUGUUUUGGAUAACAAAAAUAAGGAUGAAAUUGGAAGUGAAAAUUUGUGGGGUCAAAGACAGCUAGGUAGUGAACAUCACACUGGAGAGUCUCUUUUGAGUAAAUUAAUUCCUUCAAGUUCUCAACAAGUACCAAAUAGUCCAGUUCGUAGGAUUGGUAAUAUGGAACUUGAUGCAAAUUUACGUGCUAAAGGUGUAGCUUUAGAAGAUGUUGAAAAGUCAAUGAUGCGUUGUGUUCAAGAGACACCACAAAAUCAAACGUUUCCUCCCAGUUUAUUUGGACAUUGUCCUUCUAACAUUGAUCCUGCUACAUUUUAUAAAGCAGUAAUGCACAAUGAAGUUAUGGGUCGUGCAUUUGCUUCACAAAAUAUGCAAAUGAAGAAAAUGACUGAACGUCAAAAUGAAAUUCCAUGCUUUAGUAAUGAAAUUAGUGAGGAUGUUAAUGAUGAGCAUUACCGUAGAUUAGAUGUUGGAACAGGACAACAUAUGCCUUUGAAUAUGCAUCCACAAGUGCCGAUGGGAAUGUCUCGUGGUCAAGGAGUACCUAUUGAAGUAAUGCAAAAAUUGGUUUUCCAACAACAAAUGAACUUGAUAUUUAGUCAACAAGCAAUGUCAAAUCCACAUCACAGACAGAUGGUAAUAGAUAUCAGAAAUUCGUUGAUUGCUAGAGCACCAGAACUUGCCAAUAAUGUUAUUCAAUUAAAUAUUGCUACAGCUCAAUUGGUAAUUGCACGUCAAAAUAGUAUUGCUGCGGAACGUCUUAGAAAUGCUCAAUUUUACCAACAACAACAGCAACAACAAUCUCCACAACCUUCAACACAUCAACAGCAAUCCCCAACAAUGUAUUACCAAGGAGGGAGUCCUUAUGAUAGUCAACAGAUAAAGAAAAGUCCUGCCUCAUUUGCUGCCUCAAAUAAUGCACAAGAUCCAUCACCUCAAUCAAAAUUAAACUCAUUUGUACCAACAUCAGUCAUACGUCAAAUGCAUAAAUCGGGUCAAUGCAAUAAUUCUAAUUCUGGACGUACUUCGAACUCUCAAACUCCAACAAGUAUGCUUUCAAAUGUACCUCAACAUCCCCAGACUAAUUCUGUUGGCAUGAUUAAUGAUCAUGUCUUUGAGGAUCAAAGAAAGUAUUCAAAUGAAGUUGAAUCAAAACCAGAAAUGAAAGGUCUUAACAUUUCUUCCAUGUCUGAUAUUGAAAAGGCGAAACUUCAAUCAUCAUAUAAUAAUGUUUUACAUGCUAUGACAAGUGGUCUACCAAUGCAAGGAUGGAAAAUGACAAAUAGUACAGCGGCUGAUCAAGCUUUUCUUGCACAACAAACUUUGUUGAAAACUUUAUCACCAGCUCAACAGAUACACUAUUUGAACUCAUUAAGAAUUAAGCAGCAACAACAAUUAGCUGCUUCUUACCGUACGGGUGUUAAUCAACAAAUUCCAGGAAUUAAUAUCAAUCAUCUUGUGCAACCAAAUAAUAGACCAGUUGAAAGUAACUUUAAUCAAAAUGCUCAUAUAAUCGAGCCAAAUGCUAAUUAUGUAUCUCCAGAUGCCAAUAUGCCUAAUGCUACAGAAUCUGGUCAAAUUAAAGCCUCAAUUCUUAUGAAGCUUCCACCUUCUGCUAAACCAGUUUCUGUUGAGGAUUUGGAACGUGAACUAAUUCAAUCAUCGGCAAAAUAA
Messenger RNA from Strongyloides ratti, 2694 nucleotides. RefSeq lists its product as hypothetical. The coding region runs from base 1 to 2694 and encodes 897 amino acids. Gene Ontology annotation, molecular function: mRNA binding. Gene Ontology annotation, biological process: negative regulation of translation. The record is from RefSeq and is a predicted model, not a curated record. The transcript has 3 exons. Gene Ontology annotation, cellular component: nucleus; cytoplasm. NCBI's taxonomy places the organism in Eukaryota, Metazoa, Nematoda, Chromadorea, Rhabditida, Strongyloididae.